This is a messenger RNA of Ceratina calcarata, 1332 nucleotides long. Its product is annotated as putative WD repeat-containing protein alr2800. Lineage: Eukaryota; Metazoa; Arthropoda; Insecta; Hymenoptera; Apidae. Gene Ontology annotation, molecular function: protein binding. The coding region runs from base 253 to 1332 and encodes 359 amino acids. The transcript is spliced from 6 exons. The record is from RefSeq and is a predicted model, not a curated record.
UAAGAUAUCAUGAUUUGAUCAGUAAAUAGAUUGUAAAGUAUCGAGAACGAGUUUCUAGGUUACAAUACAGAAAAUUAAAUUCUACUUGCAAUGGUAAGUGUGUGUCGUUAAAUUUUAGUUUUAAAUCUAAAGAUUCAUGCUGAUAUUUUACAAAUUAUAAAAAGUAUUGGAAUUCUCUCACUGAAUUUUCUAUUGUUGAUUUAAUAAUAUAAUCUCGCGUAACGUUAUAAACGUACGUUGCCAACAGUAUCGAUGAAAUUGAAGCUGUCAAAAAUGAUGGAAGUAGGGCCUACAAGUAGCACAAAAUCAGAACGAGUUCACAUUGACGAAAACGUAACUAUCACCAAACAAAUAGACGUCGAGCAAGAUAUUCUUUGCGUGUGUUACACGGAGACGUUUGACUUUCUGGCGGCAGGCCUGACAGAUGGCUCCAUCAAAUUGUAUAAAUGCAUCAGCGGGGAAGUUUCAGAAUUGCGUGACAUGGAAACGGUGCAACAGCCGAGUCCAACGACUGCGAUUAAGCACAGGCCCCUUCGAAAAUCUUAUCCAGUCACACGUACCCUCAUUGCAACCUAUGCUAGUGGCUGCGUGAAGUGCUGGCAUUACCCAACAUUGCAAUGUCUCUACACCAUACGAGAGAAGAGGCAGACGUUAGGUUUGGCUUAUCAUGCCCACCUGCCGAAAUUUGUUACUACAGGCGACGAUGCAAAGCUUGUCCUAUACGAUGAAGAGACCAAAAUACAAGAGCGAGUCUUCCAGGCAAGCGAUUCAUUGGAAGUUAUGGACGGUCACAAAUCGAGAGUGUUCAGCGCCUGCUUCAACCCGAAAUCGGCCCAUGAGCUGAUCAGCGCCGGUUGGGACAAUACCAUUCAGUUCUGGGAUACUAGGCAACCGUACGCGCUCAGGCGAAUAUCGGGCGUUCACAUGUGCGGCGAUGGCCUCGACAUCAGCAAGAAUGGAAGAGAGAUCUUAGCCUGCUCCUGGCAAAGGGAAAACCCUAUCCAAUUAUGGGAUUAUCGUACCGGAAAGUUGCUCGUUUCCCUCGAGCCCGACAGCUACUCUUCCAUGCUCUACUGUGGCAAGUACGUGUCGAACAUGUUUCUCGCUUGCGGCGGCUGUGACAUCAAUCUCUUCAGGGUAAUCGAUUUGCGAUCACACGCGGUGAGUUUUACACUGGCGAUGAUCAGAAAUUUAAGGGGCGGGACGUACGGCAUGGACGUCGGCCCAGUGAACCCGAAACACGCGAAGAAAACAAGGACCCUUUCGAUCGUGCCGCAGCUCGCGUUCUGCGCCGGCAGACGGCUGUACGAAAUAGAUGCUCAACCGGCUUGA